Molecule: messenger RNA, 1685 nt
Organism: Adelges cooleyi (spruce gall adelgid)
Lineage: Eukaryota; Metazoa; Arthropoda; Insecta; Hemiptera; Adelgidae
Exons: 3
Coding region: 198-1685 (495 amino acids)
Source: RefSeq, a predicted model, not a curated record
UAACAUAUAUUCCGUCAAACGCGCAGGCUAAUGACACCCUUUUUACGACACCAAGUGAAACUGUUGACCCUCGUAACGGUGUAGAUUGUACGUCUGACCCACUACCAACAACACAGUCGGUUAAAAAAAUAAAAACGGCUGAUGGGGAAUUGUUGAAUAAUACUACGAUUGAACCCGGCUAUUAUAAUGAGAAUACGAUGUGUAAUAAACGUAAAAAAACCGCUCGUAUGUCUAUGGCGGCGACCGCGGGUCAGGAUAAUUUUAUUCAUAUCGAGUCAUCGUUCAAGGGGAAAAUUAAAUGGUUUUAUAAAAAAAAUAUAAACAAUACAUUAGAUUAUAAUGAAUUUUUAAACAACUGCAAACCACAAAUAUCUAGUCUUUUAAGUUCAAUGGCGUCAAUUCAUCCAAUUAAAUACAAUUUAAAACUAGAAGCAACUUAUAGUAUACCGCAGCAGGAAAACACAACAGAAAAUCGGGCUUUUAAAACGUCUGCUAGAGAGCUUUAUUCGGCGAGUGAUUUGAAUGCUGCAGUUCUUGAUGACUUUACAAAGCUCCUCGAAGAAGAAGAUGAGUAUGUUGCCAAGGGCUCUGGUUAUUCCCUUCAAACAAUUGAUGGAAUACUUCUGGGAGUGUAUGUAUUUACACCGUUACGGGCAUCAUCCCAUAUAUAUCUACCCGAAGAUAUUAUAAGAAAAAAGGCGGUCAUUAAUCCUAUGAACUUGAAGGACAAUGAAUGUUUUAAAUGGGCCAUUUUAGCUAAGCACGUGUCAUCGGGAAAUAAAAAUCACGUUGGGGAAAAUUAUAAAAAAUUAGAGAAAAUGUAUAAUUUUAAUAGGAUUAUAUAUCCAACACCUCUUAAAAAUAUUAAAAUCUUCGAGAUCGAUAAUCCUGCGGUAUCUAUAAAUGUAUAUGGUUUGGAAAAACAACCGGGCCAUACUAAAUUCAAACCGGCUCAUUAUGUUUAUCCGCUACGUGUAUCGAAUUCGGAAAAAAUUGAUCAUUUUGAUUUAUUGGUCAUAGAGGAUGAAACUACGGGCUUAAGUCACUUCACCUAUAUUUCAAAUUUCGCGAGGUUGAUACAUAGCCAAAAAACGAAAAACCAUAGCAAAAUGGUUUUUUGUAAAAAAUGUUUCACAGGAUUCGAUACUCGUCCGAAACUCCAUAAAUUAUCAGGUCAGGAGGCGCUCGAUCAACACAGACAGAUAUGUAACAAACAUAAAACCAUUUUGCCGGUAAUGCCCGAAGCAGGUUCGACUUUGAAAUUCGAAGCUUGGGGCAAAACAGUUCGACAUCCGUUUGUCGUGUACGCAGAUUUUGAAGCUCUAUUAAUCAAACCCAAUAAUUCAGGCAGCAAAGGCGGAAACACUAAAAUUAUCGAUGAACAUAAGUUAAUGUCAUAUGGGUUUUAUGUAAAAGCUGCAGAUAAUAUUCCUAUAGAGCUUUUAAAACGAUACAAUAUUCCUCUAACACCCAUAUGUUUUCGUGGAUCGCAGACGAUAGAUUCCGCAGAAGUAGCGAAACGCUUUGUGGAAGCACUCGUUGAAGUAGCGACAAAUAUAAGCGCGCUACUUCAGACGAAUACAGCUAUUAGAUUUACUGAUGAAGAAGCUCAGAGGCAUGCAGCUGCCAUAAGUUGUGAGAUCUGUCGGUGUAGUUUUACGGAUUCCAAUCAAAAACUGCUAUGA